Rhizophagus irregularis DAOM 181602=DAOM 197198 is the source of this 927-nucleotide messenger RNA. RefSeq lists its product as uncharacterized. The record is from RefSeq and is a predicted model, not a curated record. NCBI's taxonomy places the organism in Eukaryota, Fungi, Glomeromycota, Glomeromycetes, Glomerales, Glomeraceae.
AUGAAUGUGAUAGAGGUUAUUACUAUCGUGACGGAAGAUACGAAAGGAGAGGAUCCCCAAUGAUGAGUUCUAUUAUCUCUCCGGUAACCGCCUGCUGAAAGCGCUAAAGGCAGGAGAAUUAUUGGGUGAAUUGCAUACUAUUUUUAUUUUUAAUUUUUAAAUCCACGUGAACUGGUGAAUUGCAUACUAGCAUAGACUGAAUUAUCGUAUAGGUUAUUUUUUCGAAUCACGUGGGUGGCUUAUCCAAAAGAGACUGCGGUAUUCCACCUGAAAUGUUCCGGAAAAAUUCUUGCCGAAGAAUAUGUCGAGUUCUGACAAAUCAUCAUCUCUAACCAACCUCAGGAUCUUUGCUUAUAAUGUCCUUAAAAGUCUCGAAGAUAAGGCCGUUGGAGAUAAUGAAUUUCCGGAACUAAGGAAAUGCACUGAAUGUGGUAACGAGAUUCUUUCGUUUCCUUUUAAGGCGUUAACUUUACUCGGUUGCGGGCAUGCGUUUCACAGGCUUUGUAUCGAGAAAAAGCUUUUACAUGCUGAAACGGGAGCUUAUCCAGGAGCUACAGUAUCUUCCGAUACUACUCCACUUUCUAAAAUCAAGGAAAAGAAAGGGCUCUAUAGGGAAUCCGCACGAGAAGUUGAAGGCGACCGAACUUUUUUUGAACUAUAUCUAAAAAUUUCCAAUGCUGAAGAGCGGAACGAAAACGCACGUCACGAACUGAUUAUUGCAUACUACCUCUUGGGAGAAGAGUUAGAGAAGCGCCUUGUUCGCUAUAGAAAACGGAUGAAGACCACGAGGCCACAAAGAAAGUCUACAAUGAAGUUAAAGAUCAGCUUCCCAAAGAGGUUUCCAAGAAUGCUAUCUGAAAGAAGUCGGAAGGUCGAGGAAGGUUUAUGAUCUUUUUUUUCGUAUUAGUGGUGAUAAAAUCCAACGGA